AUGUCUUUUGAGAUAAUCUCUGCAUGUAAGGUAGAAGAGAGGGGCUGUUAUUGCGGGGGACAUCUUGUUCCUGGGUGUUCCCCUUUUUAUUAUCAACGUUUUCCACCCUUAUCCCGCCGAGGUUUCUCGUUUCCGUUGUGUGAAAAUCAGGUUUUUCCGCAUUUUUUGGCCGAUUUUCGCGUUGUAAAGGCAGACUAAUCGAUAGCGAAAAGAGAAUAGUUUUGUUCAUUGAAUCGUUUCCAGGGGCCUGGGUAGACUCGUAUCAAAUGGGCGACGAACCGACAACUUCACGGAACGGGGCUCUAGUCACAGCCAAUGGCACCAGCACGCCCAAGACAUUCCCGAUUCAGAUAACUGGUAAGAUUUUGGCUUCCUUGAUCUUGUUUUUCGACAAUGCCGUUUAUUAUACAGUCUUUGGCCAUAUAAGGCUUUUUUGGCUUUAUAAAGCUUCUUUAAUACCUAAAGUUAUUAAUAUUAUCGUUUUUGUAGUCCAAAUUUUGUUUAUCUUUAUGCUACGUAGAAUUUGGGUAUUUAUUCACGAACAUUCGAAUAGUUUUGCGAAAUUUUUGUUAUUGAACGAACAGUAGUUACGCAAGAGGUAGAUAGCACUCUUUCUUAGAUAUUACUCACUAUUUUAAUCGAUUUUGAAGUGUUCUUAAUUAGCUUUUUGAUAUUUUGUUAAAUUUAGGUAAUAAGUUAGUCAAUCUUUAAAUUUUAGAUAAUAAACGUUUAGAACUUGAAAGAAUUUUAAAGUUUUUUUGCUUAAUAAAUAAAUUUUUCAAGUUUAAGUAACAAUUUAAUAAAAAUUUUUAAAUUUAGGUAACAUAUGAAAAGUUUUUAGUUUUUUCAUUGGAAAUUUGCUGUAGAACAUCGAAACUUGGUGUAAAAGUAUAUUUUUUUAAUUUUCAGUUUCUUCUGCCAAAUUGAACGGGUCCGGGUCGUUGUUGGGCAAACCGGACGUCUACGUGGAGCUCACGGUGGACAGCAGUGACACGAAGAAGUCGGCGAUCAAGAAACGGACCAACAGUCCACAGUGGGACGAGGUGUUUGACGUCACGGUGACGGACUCGUCCGUUAUCGACUUCAAAGUCUACUGCAAGAACAAAGUGUUCGACGAUAAUUUAUUCGGAUCCAAGACCGCCAAAGUGUCGCAUUGGGUGAAGAAGGAUUCUGAUAACGGGAAAUGUGAGUGAUUCAUAAACUGAUUUCAAUUCCAAUUUAGUUACAAACACGACGAUAACUCUGCAAUUGAUUGGGAAAGAUAACCAGAAAGUGGGAGAGCUCAAGUUGAUGGUGAAUGGGAUGGUAGAGAGAAAGAGACGCAGCGCACGUCAGAAUGGAACGGUCGCGAACGGCGUAGAGAACGGUGCAGACCGGAGGAACGCUGGGAAACGAGAUACUAUCAUGGCGAGACCUCAGGAUCAGCCUUCGUCUUCUAAUGGAGCUGAAGAACCAUUGCCUUCUGGAUGGGAGAUGAGGCACGAUGCUUAUGGAAGAACGUACUAUGUUGAUCAUACAACGAAGAGCACGACUUGGGAACGACCGAGCAAUCAACCUUUUCCUCCAGGGUAGGUUAAUGUUAAAAAUUUUGAAAUUUAGGUAUAAAAUUUGUUUACGUUUGCAAAAGUUUGAUAUUGUUUUGAACAGAAGUUGUGAUAAGACACCUUGUUUUAAGUCAAAUUUGCAAAGUUUUUCGAUUUUUAUACAAUAUAUGAUAGAGGUAGUUUCAAUAUGAAUGAAGUUAUUUUGAAAAUAAAUUUUUAGGUUUAUAUUAUAGUUUUUAAUAUUUAAAAACACUAAAACUUUUUAAAGUUACAUUUUUUAGUUGGGAGAUGCGAAGAGAUCCCCGAGGAAGAGUCUACUACGUAGAUCACAAUACAAGAACCACUACAUGGCAACGACCAACAACAGAUAUGUUGGCUGCUCACGAGCAAUGGCAGUCCGGCCGAGAUCAAGCCAUGCAUCAAUGGGAACAACGAUUCUUAUAUCAAGCUCAUGAUGACCCUCUAGGACCUUUGCCAGAAGGCUGGGAACGAAGAGACGAUCCAAACAGUGGAAGACAAUACUACGUUAACCAUAUAAACAAGACGACCCAAUGGGAAGAUCCUCGAACUCAAGGACUUCAGGAUUCACCGUUGCCUGAAGGAUGGGAAGUGAGGAUAACCGACCACGGGAUUCCCUUCUUUAUCGACCACAACACCAAAACCACCACCUACAACCAUCCAAGAACCGGCAAGCCUGUGGGACCUUUGAACUUCUCAAAUUUGAAUAUUUCUAUGGAUAAGACUUUCAAGUUUAAGAUUGCUCAGUUCAGAUACCUAUGUCUAUCUAAUGGCGUGCCAAAUCACGUCAAGAUCACGGUUUCACGGUCGAAUCUGUUCGAAGAGUCGUUCCAGGAGAUCAUGAGAAAGAACGCGGUCGAUUUGAGAAGAAGGUUGUACAUACAGUUUAAGGGAGAAGACGGUCUCGAUUACGGUGGAAUUGCAAGGUAAGUAAAGUAUUGUUUGUUUGCUCAGGCUGAACUGUUUAGUGGGUACAGUUAGCCUUUGUUCGUUUAUAUCUGUAUAUCGUUUUAUUUUGUAGACAGUCGAGUAAACAAUAAUAUAACUGUUAGUUAUUUUGCAACAAAUGUCAUAUUAACAACGGUUGUAAUGAUUACUAUUUUAGGGAAUGGUUUUUCCUGUUAUCUCACGAAGUCCUCAACCCCAUGUACUGCUUGUUUAUGUACGCCGGAACUUCGAAUUACUCUCUCCAGAUCAACCCUGCCAGUUUCGUGAAUCCAGAUCACUUGAAAUACUUUGAGUACAUUGGCCGUUUUAUUGCUAUGGUAAGAUAUAAUCAUAUAGUUCUUAUGCUUCCUCAUUUAGGCAUUGUUCCACGGGAAAUUCAUAUACAGCGGGUUUACCUUACCUUUCUACAAGAAGAUGUUGAACAAAAAGAUCACCUUGAAGGACUUGGAGUCUGUGGAUUCGGAAUUCUACAAUUCUAUCGUUUGGAUACGCGAUAAUAACAUAGACGAGUGUGAUAUGGAACUUUACUUUGUGGUAGACUACGAGCUGCUCGGAGAAGUUAAAACUCAUGAGUUGAAGGAAGGGGGAAGCGAUUGUAAGGUGGACGAGACCAACAAGGAGGAGUACAUUGAACUAUUGGUGGAGUGGAGGUUCAACCGAGGUAUCGAGCAACAGACGAAAGCCUUCUUCAAUGGAUUCACAUCAGUCUUUCCACUGGAAUGGCUACAGUACUUUGAUGAGAGAGAGUUAGAAUUGUUGUUAUGUGGAAUGCAAGAGAUUGAUGUAGACGAUUGGCAACGGAACACUGUCUACAGACACUACGCUCCUCAAAGCAAGCAGAUCAUCUGGUUCUGGCAGUUUGUCAGAAGUUUGGAUCAGGAAAGAAAGUCCAAACUCUUACAGUUCGUGACAGGAACAUGUCGUGUCCCAGUUGGCGGAUUCUCCGAACUCAUCGGAUCUACUGGACCUCAAUUGUUCUGUAUUGAACGCGUAGGCAAGGAGAACUGGCUUCCACGAUCACACACCUGCUUCAACAGACUCGACCUUCCUCCAUACAGAUCGUACGAUCAGCUGGCUGAGAAGCUGAGCGCAGCCAUCGAUAUGACCGAAGGAUUUGGCAAUGAAUAA
This is a messenger RNA of Bursaphelenchus okinawaensis, 3638 nucleotides long. The record is from the annotation of a GenBank genome assembly. Lineage: Eukaryota; Metazoa; Nematoda; Chromadorea; Rhabditida; Aphelenchoididae.